AGACAGCAGAGGCAACAGGGGACAUAGCAAAGGAAAGACACAAGCAGAGAGAACCAGAAGGACCCAAAAAGGGGCAAGGAACGCAACACUCGUCCACCGAGCCACAGAGGCAGCUGGAGCCAGCCCUGGGAGAAGCUCGCUGCCUGUCUGUCCCCAUGGGCCACCGGGGGCCAUGGCUGCACACUUCUCUCCUCUGGGUGGCCGUGGCCAGUCUGCUCCUCCCCCCUGCCAUGACCCAGCAGCUGAGAGGGGCUGGGCUGGGCCCCAGCAACUGGAACAACAAUGCGGGAGUCGUGGGGCCCUCAGAGGACGUGUCUGGUGACUUUGGCCACCCCACGCACAGCCACAGAGGCCACAGAGAUGAGAACGAGGACGUCUCCAGGGAGUACAGUCACGGAGACCACAGGUACCAAGUCCACGAGGUCAGAGAAGAGAAUAUCCCGGAUGAGGAGGUCUUCACCGAACAUGCUCGGCAGGCUUAUGGGCACAGAGGCCAUGGGAACGAAGAUGUGGAUGAUUCAGACGAGCCCGGACCCCACUUCCCCAGCCACAGAAGCCAGGGCCACCAAGAUGAGGAUGAGGAAGGAUCCAGCAAGGAUCACCAUCAUACCAUCAGGCACAUCCAUGGAGGCCACGGAGAAGAGGAUGAUGAAGAUGAGGAGGAAGGGGUGGUCUCCACUGAGUAUGGACACCAGGCCCACAGGCACCAAGGCCACGAGAGGGAAGAGGAUGAAGACCUCUCAGAUGAACAUCCCCAUCAUGUCCCCAGCCACAGGCACCGAGGCCAUGGAGAAGAAGAAGGUGGUGAUGAUGAUGAUGAUGUCAUCUCCACUGAAUACGGACACCAGGCCCACAGGCACCGAGGCCACAGGAAGGAAGAGGAUGAAGACCUCUCAGAUGAACACCACGAUCAUAGCCCCAGUCACGAACACCGAAGCCCCAGAGAAGAUGAGGAAGAGGACACGUUCACUGAGGAUGGAUACCAGGCCCACUGGCACCGAGGCCAUGGGAGGGAAGAGGAUGAAGACAUCUCAGAUGAACACCAUCACCAUAUCCCCAGCCAUGGACACCGAGGCCAUGGAGACGAAGAUGGGGAUGAGGAUGAGUCUACCGAACACUGGCACCAGAUUCCCAGACAUACUCACCUUGGAGAUGAGGAGGAAGAGGAAGAGGAGGUCACAGUCACGUUCAGCCACCACGUUGCAAGCUCCCAACACCCGGGCCCCGAGAGCACGGAGGAGGACGACUUUCCAGAUGAAUAUAAGUCAGUAGCCCCUGCCCAUAGAGUCCCCAAGGACGAAGACGAGGACAUCUCUGACAAGCUUGGUCACCAGGCUCCCAGCCACAGGCAACAAGGCCACCAAAAUGAAGGGCCUGGCCACAGAGGGUCUGCGGAAGAUGAGAUUAGCCACCAGCCCCUGGAACACAUGGGGGUCAAGGAUAGAAGCCAUUUGAGGGAGAGAGAUUCUGAGGAUGGAGAGAAGAAGGAAGACCGGAGCUCCCACGAGGAAGACGAUGAAAGCUCAGAACAGGGAGAAGGCACCCGCCAUGGCAGCCUAGAUGAGCAGGAUGAAGAAGAUGAGGAGGAAGGUCAUGGCCUCAGCCUGAGCCAGGAGGAGGAGGAGGAAGAGGAGGAGGAAGAGAAGAGGGAAGGGAAGGCUGAGGUUCAGACCCCACUGAGCCAAGACCACCGGGAGGGGGAAGAGGAGGAGGACGGGCUGGAGGAAGAGGAGCUCCCCUUCACCAUCAUCCCUAACCCGAUGGCCAGGAGGGAGGUGGCCGAGGGUGGCUCCAGUGAGGAGCAGAGUGGCGAGGACACGGAUCUGCAGGGGGCCCAGGAGUACAGCAACUACCAGCCUGGGUCCCUGUGCGGCUACUGCUCCUUCUGCAAUAGAUGCACUGAAUGUGAGAACUGUCACUGCGAUGAGGAGAACAUGGGGGAGCACUGCGACCAGUGCCAGCACUGCCAGUUCUGCUACCUCUGCCCUCUGGUCUGCGAAACGGUCUGCACGCCGGGAAGCUACGUCGACUAUUUCUCCUCCUCCCUGUACCAAGCCCUGGCGGACAUGCUGGAAACUCCGGAACCCUGACCAUGGGGCUGCGGUGCAGACGCACCUGCCUGGCCCUCCGACCCCUUCCCAUGAGCCAUAUUUAUUGAAUUGCAGUAUGAAUAAACAUGCUCCCCGAAACCUCGUCGUCAGGCGUGGGGUCCGGAUUCUCGGGGCACCAGGGAAGGAGCG
This is a messenger RNA of Enhydra lutris kenyoni (northern sea otter), 2240 nucleotides long. RefSeq names its product histidine rich calcium binding protein. Bases 156 to 2090 code for a protein of 644 amino acids. NCBI's taxonomy places the organism in Eukaryota, Metazoa, Chordata, Mammalia, Carnivora, Mustelidae. The transcript is spliced from 6 exons. The record is from RefSeq and is a predicted model, not a curated record. Gene Ontology annotation, molecular function: calcium ion binding.